This is a messenger RNA of Siniperca chuatsi (mandarin fish), 3442 nucleotides long. It is a transcript of the gene dcp2, whose product is annotated as decapping mRNA 2. The transcript is spliced from 11 exons. Gene Ontology annotation, cellular component: cytoplasm; P-body. The record is from RefSeq and is a predicted model, not a curated record. The coding region runs from base 178 to 1392 and encodes 404 amino acids. Gene Ontology annotation, molecular function: manganese ion binding; RNA binding; 5'-(N(7)-methylguanosine 5'-triphospho)-[mRNA] hydrolase activity. Gene Ontology annotation, biological process: nuclear-transcribed mRNA catabolic process, nonsense-mediated decay; deadenylation-dependent decapping of nuclear-transcribed mRNA. NCBI's taxonomy places the organism in Eukaryota, Metazoa, Chordata, Actinopteri, Centrarchiformes, Sinipercidae.
ACAGACUCCGUCCAGUUCCCGGUGGCGGAGCAAAUGCAGUUAACGUUAACGUUACUAGUCGGUACUAGCGACGUCUCUGGAGCCAAUACAAAGCGUGGGAGCCACUGAGCUGGAAAUGCGGAUGUAGCUUGCUGCUCUUAUGGGGUUUGCACAUGAGUGCUCUGAGAUAGAGUCGGCAUGUUUUCAGCCAACAUGGAAACAAAAAGAGUGGAGAUCCCCUCCGGCGUACUGGACGACCUCUGCAGCCGGUUCAUCCUGCACAUCCCCAGUGAGGAGAGGGACAACGCUAUCCGGGUGUGCUUCCAGAUCGAGCUGGCCCACUGGUUCUACCUGGACUUCUGCAUGCAGAACACUCCAGGAGCUCCUCACUGUGGGAUAAGAGAUUUUGCUAAAGCAGUCUUCCAUCACUGUCCGUUCCUGUUGCCUCAUGGAGAGGAUGUGCAGAAAGUCCUCGAACAGUGGAAGGAGUACAAGAUGGGUGUACCUACUUAUGGAGCAAUCAUUCUAGAUGAAUCACUAGAAAACGUACUGCUUGUUCAGGGCUACCUUGCGAAGUCAGGCUGGGGCUUUCCAAAGGGGAAAGUUAAUGAAGAUGAAGCUCCUCAUGACUGUGCAGUUCGUGAAGUGUUGGAGGAGACGGGCUUUGACAUCAAGAAUCGCAUCUGCAAGGACAUGUACAUAGAGCAGAAAAUCACUGACCAGCUGGUGCGGCUCUACAUCAUACCAGGGGUGUCAAAGGAUACCAAGUUCAACCCCAAAACAAGGAAAGAGAUCAGGAACAUUGAAUGGUUUCCUAUUGAGAAGCUUCCAUGUCACAGAAAUGAUAUGACCCCAAAGUCUAAACUUGGACUUGCCCCCAACAGGUUUUUCAUGGCCAUCCCAUUCAUAAGACCGCUGCGAGAAUGGAUCAACAAGCUGAAAGGCGAGUCAACAGACAGCGAUGAGGACUUCGCAAACAACGGCAACACUCCAUGCAAGCCUUCAGACAGUGCUCGGUCAAAAUCCCGCCGCCAGACAGGUACUGAUGCAUUUCCAGGAGACAGCUGGACAAAACACAAGCAGCAGAAGGCUCUGGGCCAGCUGAGCCAGUAUGAGCUGAACCAGAAUCUAAAUUUGAAAAGCAAUGGGAAGAAAUGUCAGGACUCGCCUUUUGUGAAGAAAGGAGCCAAUGACAAUGGAGCCAGCCACCAGCAAGUGAAAAACAUAUUAAAAGAAGAUAAAAGACUUCAACCCAGAAGACUGCAAGACAGUUUUGAGAGAGAUGUGGCUCCAUGCAGCUCCAAUGGUCACCAGACAGUCCACAGCAGAGUCUGUGAGCACCUGCUGUCCUCCAAGGCUUUCCUUAAUUUCAAAUUUGACAGAGACGCCAUAAUGAAAUGUUUUGACUACUGACAUGGCUGAUUAAGUGCUGUGCCUCUCCUGUAACAUCGUCAUCAACUAUGGCCUCAGAGACUUUUUACCUUUAUAGUCCAGGCAAGGAUGUUACUGAACAUGCCCUUUUCCUUCUUGACUUGCCUGUCAUGAACACACAUUUACAGUGGGAAGUUGCCCAUUUCUCAUUGAACACAUCAAGUAAGCUUCACUGGAGUUGUUUGCCUCUGUUGCCCAACUUUUCAGACCUGAUAAAACGGGUGGUAACUGUCUUCAAUCUGUCCAUGGCUGAAUCCUAACUUUAGUUUUUAGUUCUUCAUCUUUUGAAUACCUAAAUUCAUAAUUUAAUCUGCAGGAGACAGCACAUAGACCAUAAGAGGAGGAGUGCUCACGUUAACCAUUAGUCUUUUAAAGGCAAAAGAUGAGAGGAGUAUAAUGGAUUUUAAGCACAUGUGAGGUGACAGUGAAAAGUUAUAAAUUCAGCUGUGAUAUCUUAGUGAAUUUGGCCAGUUAAUCAAUGUUAAAUUUAUCAUGUUAUAUGUUGAUUUUAAGACGUAAUAAUUUAGACGUUAAUCAUUUCCUCCAUUCUUUCUUCCAACUGAGUACCAAAAAUGUUUUGGAUGCUGAAGAAAGGUGGUUAUUAACAGUGUUAUUGACUUUAUUACCAAAAUGACUUAAGAUUUUAUCCAGGAAUGUAGAAUGUAAUGGAAUAUUGACUUGGGAAAGGAAGAACAAGUGGUCUUCGCAAGUUGAAUGUUGUUAAAUUCACGUUACUCUGUUGUGUGGAAGUCUGUGGCUGCCAAUGUUAAAAUGAAAUCAUUACAUCAAAUUGAUGUUUGAAAAUCCAUAAUUAAGGCCAGAAAAAUUACAAAUUAAAAUACAGAUGCCACUGACAGAUCAUUUUCAGUGUACUCCACAGCAUAUCACUGUAUAAUGAUGAUAAUAAUAAUAAUUGAAUGAAUCAAAGUGGUUGACAGUGUGCAUCCUAAAUGAAAUUGCAAACUGGACUUGUUUGAAUUGAAAUUAUGUCCUGUUGUUAGCUUGUGUCUAAUGAAAAUGAACAUUUCCAUAAUGGCACGGUUCUUGCAUGCCUCUUUUGUGAAAACUGUCUGAGUCAACAAUUAUGAGAUUGACCACUAUUAAAAUGGCCAUGAAAAAGGCCACAAAUUUAAUUCUAAUGCAAAUAGAAGAGUCUGGUUUGCAGUUGUAUUCAAUAUGUAAGUUCAGGUUGUAUAAUGUCUACCAAAUUGAAAAUGAAAAUACAAAGUCAAUUUCACAUUCAGUAUAAUUAUCAUUGUGGUCAGUGGAGUUUUCAUUAAAAGUUUCGUUUUGACAGUAAUUGUGUAUUUUCCACUAUAUAUGUGAAAUUUUGAUUUUAACAUUUUAAUUUUGCCAUACACCAUGCACACACUAAAGGAAAAUUACAUUUCUUAAUAUUUUCAGCCACAGACCUCCAUACCUUGCUGUUGUUAUUUGCCUUAAAGUGACCCACAUCCCACUUGUGUUUGUCUAUUUUUCAGUAGUCUUGUAAAUCAAGACUGUUCUGUCCUGCAGAUGGCGGGGUUUACAGGUUUAUAUUCCUGUUGCAGAAGUUCUCAAUCAUAUUCUUCGUGAUCCACGAGUUAGCUGCUAUAGUGUUUGGUUGCCAUGAAAACUUGCAGACUCUUGGGCUAUGAGCCAUGAUGGAGGACCACUGCGUUAGACUACUGUGAACAUAACAAGUUAUUCUCAAAAACAUUACAAAUCACUCUCCCAAAGGGCUAUAUUAAGGGAUUUCAAGCCACUAGAGCUGAAAGCAUAAGAAAAGGCAAUAUUCAUAGGAUCAGUAACUGUUUUAGAAGUCUUUUAGAAGUUCAGCCUGCAUUCUAACAUGUAUAUUUUCCCCAGGUGAAUAUCAUAUACAUUCGUAUGUGAAAUGACUAAAUCUGGAUGUGAGAUCUCUUCUUGUGAUGUUUUUUACCGGGGGUUCUUUGUUAUUGAUUGUACAGAUGGUGAUCUCAAGUUGUCCUUUGGAUUCAAUGGUGUUUUGACUUAAAAUGUGAAUAUUAAUAAAGUCUGUUUUUCACUCUCA